Molecule: messenger RNA, 5758 nt
Organism: Chlamydomonas reinhardtii
Lineage: Eukaryota; Viridiplantae; Chlorophyta; Chlorophyceae; Chlamydomonadales; Chlamydomonadaceae
Exons: 9
Coding region: 50-5071 (1673 amino acids)
Source: RefSeq, a predicted model, not a curated record
CGAACCUUCAUUUAAAAAACUGCCCCUGUCCCCCUCAAGCUUGUGUGAAAUGCAGCUUGCGCCGUCCUGGCUGUCCCGCGGGGCGCCCCGCGGUACCGGCGGCAGUCGCGCGGGCCUGCUGGCGCCCCGGCACCGCCUGCCUCUCCUGCCAGGCAGCCUGCGCCUCACCACAGCGCUAACCAGAGGCUUCAGAGAGAAUCGCGACGCAGGGCCAGGCGGGGGCGCUCAGCGCGAAGGCGGUGGCUCUGACGCAAGCACACCGGCGCCGCGGCAGCAGCAACAACAGCGGCAGAAGCAGCCACCACCGGCGCAGCAACACAGCCAGCAGCCGCCGCAGCAACAUUCUGCUGAUGUGCCCGAGCCGGCCGCAGCCGACGACAUCGUCACCGACUGCUUGCCAGCGCCGCCGUCCCAGCUUCCGCGAGAGCCGCAGCAGCCGCCGCAGCCACAGCCACAGGCGCAGCCGCAGGCGCAGCCACAGGCGCAGCAAAGGCGCAGCAAGCGGCGGGACAAGCGGGGUAAGGAGGCCAAGCUGCCGCGUGGGUCGGGCCCAGGCACCGUCCGCACCGGAGGCAGCAGCAGCGGCAGCGGCGGCAGCAACAGCGGGCCCGAAGGGCUGGAAGAAGAAGCUGCGGCGGCGGGCCAGCAGGGUUUGGAUGUGGGGGCUGGUGACGCACGAACGGCAGAGGCGGAGGGCGGAGGGCCAGAGGCGAUUGUGGCGUCGGCCGCCAUACCAGCGCCCCUGGGUGCGGUGGAGGCUGGCACCGAUGCUGAUGGCAGCAGCAGCGGCAGUAGCGGCAGCAGUAGCGGCAGUAGCGGCUUCCUCCAGGGCGCGGGUCCAGCUACUGCCGCCGCCGCCUCCGCUGCGGCUGCGGCGGCUGCGGCGCUGCGAGGGGCUCGGGAUGCGCCUGUUGCCAUUGCCGGUGUGGUGGUGCCGGCGGGUGUGCGCCAGCAGGUGCAGGAGCACGUGGAGGGGCUGCGGCAGGAGGGGCAGUGGCAGGAGGCGGAGCAGCAGCAGGGGGAGCAGCAGGAGGGGAAGCUGCAUGAGGAGGGGGAGCUGGAGCGGCUGCAGCAGGAGCAAGGGGGAGUCCAGCAAGCGCAGCAGCAACCAGAAGAGCUGCAGGCGCAGGCGGGCAGCAUGGGCGAGUCAAGGGCGGACGGGGCGGGGGAGGCAGAGCAGGUGGAGGCGGAGGAGGCGGAGGAGGCGGAGGAGGAGGCCGAGGUGGGGCGGGCGCAGUCGCAGAAGCCGCAGCCUGACAUUCCGCAGCUGAUCCAGCGGGACCAGCGGGAGCAGCGGGGCCAGCAGGAGGAAGAGGUGGAGCAGCAGGCGGCGGCAGCCGCAGGGGUGCGGCCCGCCGCCUCCCAGCCCACAGCCACAGCCACGGCGGCGGCGGCGUCAGGACUGAACGAGGUUGGCGACGUGGCCAAGCCGCUGGGUGGGCAGGGGCCACGCGGACCUGUGGCGGCACAAGCCGCCGCAGCCGCCGACGUGCAGCCGGGUGUGCAGCAGGAGCAACAGGAGGAGCAGGAACAGGAGGAGCAGGAGAGGAAGGAGCAGCAGGAGCAGGAGCAGGAGCAGGAGGAGGAGGCGAGGGAGGAGCAGGCGAGGGAGGGGCAGGCGCGGGCGCAGGCGAGGGAGGAGCAGGAGCAGGAGGAGCAGGCGAGCGAGGAGCUGGAGGCCUGGGCUGGGGCUGAGGCGACAGCGCCGCCGCACGAGCCCUAUGACCUGCUGCUCGGCAACAGCCCCGGGGCUGAGUCCGCCGCCGCCGCUGAGCCCAGUGUUGGGGUGGGAAGCCCCGGCACCACCAGUAGCAGCGGCAGUAGCAGUGGCAGCAGCAGUGGCAGUGGCAUCAGUGGCAGUAGCAGCUACAGCGGAGCUCACACCGGACUUGCUGAGGCGGUCCGACACGCCGCAGCCUCCAGCGCCUCCUCCGCCCCCGGCCCCGCUCCCGCCUCCCACUCACCCUCCGCCCAGCACGCCGACAGCCACGGCAGUGGCGAUGAUCAUGCCAGUCACGGAAGCAGCAGUGGAAUUAGCAGUGGCGGCGGUGGCGGCGGCGCCCAGGAGGCUGCCGCACGGCCGGCCUACGACCAGCUGCUGCCGAACACACCUUCCUCACCCGCCGGCAGUGGCUACCCACCCGAGCAGCAGCAAGGGCAGCAGUCACGAGGCCAGUCACACGCUCGGGUGCAGUCGGAGCAGCCGGAGCAGGCGCAGCAGCAGGAGCCGCAGGAGACGCAGGAGACGCAGGAGGAGCAGCAGGAGGAGCAGGGGCAGGCGCAAGAGCAGGCUCUGCCGCGGGCCCCUGCAGCCCAGGUGGGACCGCAGCAACAGCCGCCUCCGUCAGCGCCGCCGCAGCAGCAGGGGCAGCAGCAGGGGCAGCAGCAGCAGCAGCAGCAGCAGCAGCCUGAGGACUCGCCCGCCGCAGUGCAGCAGAGGGUGCCAGCGGAGGCCGAGGCGCCGCUGCAGCCGCAGCAGGUGCCGAUGCCGGCGCCCAGCGCUGCAGUGGCAGCGGGCGAGCAGCGGCACUGGCAGCAGGUGGAGGGGGAGGUGGAGGGGAAACGGGCUGGGAACGAGGCCCAGACCGAGGCAUCAGGGGUCCAGGCGGCGGGGGCCCAAAGGGCCCCGGACGUGCUUGCGGGUGCGGAGCAGCCUGAGGCUGUGUUGUCUCAGGUGGCAGCGCUGCCCCCUACUGGCGAGGUGGGUGAGGCGCCGGCACUGGUGGCGGUGGUGGUGCCGGCGGAGGUGCGGGAGGCGGCGCAGCAGCGGGCGGAGGCCGUGGCGGGGGCGGGAGUGGAAGUGGCGGAGCAGCCGCAGCUGCCACAACCUCAGGGGCAGGUCCCGGAGGGAACACUCCCCAGCGGUGCACAGCAGCAGCCGCUGGCGGGCGCGCCAGGCGCUGAGCAAGAGCGACAUCAGGCGCAGCAGCAGCCUCAGGCGCAACAGCAGCAGCCACAAGCGCAGGCGCAGCAGCAGGCUCAGGCGCAGCAGCAGCAGCCACAAGCGCAGCCUCAGGCGCAGCAGCCACAGGCGCAGCAGGAGGUCGGCGGGGACAGAGCCGGCCGCCAGUCGCAAGUGACCCUGCAGGGUGAGGAGCAGGAGCAGGCGCAGGCGCAGGGGCGGCUGCCGGAGCAGGGGCGGCCGCAGGAGCAGCAGCAGGGGCGGCUUCCGGCGCAGGAGCAGGCGCAGGAGCAGGGGCGGCCGCAGGAGCAGCCACACGAGCAGCCACACGAGCAGCAGGCGGCUGCGCUGCAGGGCACUGGGCGUCAAUCCCGGGCCACGCAACCUCAGGUGCCGGGUACAGGGGCAAGGGUCGAGGCGGUCAAGGAGAGUCUGGAGAAGGUGGAUGAGGGCGCGUCUCGCCGGCAGCAGCACCUGCAGCAGGAGCAGCUGCAACAGGAAAUCCCGCGGGAGCAGCUACAACAACAACAGCACCAGCACCAGCACCAGCACCAGCACCAGCAGCAGCCUCAGGCUGAGGAGCAGCAUGGGUCGGUGCUUCUGGCGCCGUUGCGCUUUGCGGGCUGGCUGGUGUCGGCUGUGCUGUGGGGGUUGGGCUGGGUGGUGGCGGGGCUGGGCAAGGCCACCUGGUGGACGGCCGCCUCCUCCGUCCGGGCCGUGCUGGCGGUGCCGCGAGCGGUGCUGGCGGCGGCGGCAGCGCUGGUGCGAGGGCUGGGCGAGGCUGCAGGCCGGGCGGUCCUACCCCACCACGAGGCGGGACCCCUGGACCGGACCACCACCGCCGUACAGCCCGUCGGCGGCGGCGCGCUGCCGUCGGGCGCCGCCGCCACCGGCGGCCACGGCUCCGCCCUAGCCGCCGCCGCCGGCGCCACGCCCACCCUGCCCGCCGCCGCCGGCCCGCUGGGUAUGGGGUACGGCGGCCUGGCGGCGGCAGGGAUGCCGUACGGCGCCGCCGGCAUGGGCACGAUGCCGUACGGCAUGUACAACAACAUAACGCCGUACUCGGCGGGCGGCCUAGGAAUGUACGGGGGCCUGGGCGGCGGGGCGGCUGCCGCCGCAGCCGCCGCCACCCCAGGCGCCAUUGGUGCGGCGCCGGUGAACGUGCCAGCCUCGCCGUACGGCGCAGCCGGUACGACACUUGGCGGCGUACCGCCAGGUGGCGUGGCCGGCGGCAAUUACGGCGGCGGCGGGUACGGCGGCGCUGGCGGCGGAGUGGGCCUGGGAGGCGGCGGCGGCGGCGGACAUGCGGCGCCGCCGGUGGCGGGCGGUGCGAAUGCGGUGGAGGUGCCUGAUGCCAUGACGGCGGCGGCUCCGGACGGCAGCGGCGCUCCGGGUGUGAUCGCCACGGCCUACGACGCGAUGGUGCUGGGCUGGGGCCAGACACACCACCCGGGGCUGGGCGGCGCGGGCCAGAUGGUGCGGGACCAGGAGAUCCUGGCUGACGGCUGGGGCGAGGAGGUGGCGGAGGCGGUGGAGGCGGUGGGCGGUGCGGCGCUGGGAGCAGGAGGCACAGCGCCCAUGGGCUCGGCCAUGGGCAUGGGCGGGCCGUACGGCGGCGGCGGCGCGGGGGGUCUGUACGGCAACUCGUACGGCAUGGUGACGCCCAUAACCACCAGCCCCAGCGCGGGUACGGUGCUGGGGGCGGCGGUGGGCGCGCUGGUGGGCGGCGCGGCCUCGGGUCCCUUCGGCGGCCCCCUGGGGGCGGCCCUGGGCGCGGCGGUGGGCGCGGCGGCGGGCGGCCAGGUCACAGGGGACGUGUCUGUGCGGCCCAUGCAGGUGUUCACGGGCCCAGGCGGGGAGGGCGUCGCCAUUGCGCCGCAGCCGCAGGUGGUGGUUGCCAACGACUCGCUCAACCUCCUGGGUGCCGUGGUCGGCGGUCUGGUCGGCAGCACGUCUGGUCUGGGCCCACGGGCCGUACUGGCGGGCGCCGCCGUCGGCGCCGCACUGGCCAUGCUGAUGGCAGUCACGGGCCGGCGGUACACGUACGUCAGCCGGUACGGCGCGCGUACGGCAGGCGACGCACGGCGGGCGGCGCGGCUGUUCGGCUGGCUGCCUGGCGGCGGGCUGCGGCUUCCUGGCGCGGGACUGCUGCCGCCGUUCCGGUUCUAGACUUCUAGUACGGUGUGCGAUGGGACAGUGUUUAGGCAGGUUGGCGGGGGCCUGUAGGGUGCAGCUGACGCCCAGAACCCAGCAGAUGGCAAACAAUUUGCAACGGCAGGGCAUUAAUGCGCGCCUGCGCGGCUGCGCGGCUGGUCGAACAGUCGAGUUAGUUGCUGGCUGGCUGGAGGUUUGCUGAUGCGCAUUCCUCACGCUCCGGGCGCCCGUCGGUAGUUGUACGGUACAUGGUCCUCCGUGCGGUGGUGUAGACAGUCAGAGAGAGAAGUGUUCGAGCGGACGCAACUGUGUUGUGAAGUUGAGCAGUGGUCUGGACUGCGGACUGACUGUCUGACUCUGGAGGAGUGGAGGGGCAGAGAAAAGGUGCCCCGACGCUUCCAGGCUCCAGGUCAGAGCGGCUCUUCUGCUGGAGUAUCGGAAGUUAGCAGUGGUCUGGAGCAGCAGGAGGUUGGAGAGUACCGUAGCGGCGGCGCAUUUGGCUGCCUUGUAGCGCAAGGAUGUUUCCGAGCAUGCGUGCAUUUGCCUGUGUGUUGGGCCCAACUCCGCACGCCGUUGAUUGACGCAGUUCGCACUCCUAUGUUUAGUGCUGGGGGAUUCAGGGCAGCCUGGUGCGGACGUGCAGCGGUGCGCGGCUAGGCGAUUGCUCGACAUUGACAGGUGUUUUAAACUGCAUCCGCACGA